This is a messenger RNA of Puma concolor (puma), 825 nucleotides long. The record is from RefSeq and is a predicted model, not a curated record. Lineage: Eukaryota; Metazoa; Chordata; Mammalia; Carnivora; Felidae.
AUGGUUCUUCUGCCUCUGCGCUGUCUCCUCUGGGGCUGCGUGUUGACCGCCGUCCACCCAGAACCACGCACUACGUGCAGAGAAAACCAGUACCUGAUAAACAGUCGGUGCUGUGAUAAGUGCCAGCCAGGAGAGAAACUGGUGAAUGACUGCACAGAGGUCACCUCCACGGAAUGCCUUCCUUGCAAAAAAGGCGAAUUCCUAGACACUUGGAACAUAGAGAGACACUGUCACCAGCACAAGUACUGCGACCCCAACCAAGGGCUCCAGGUCCAGAGGGAAGGCACCUCAGAAACUGACACCACUUGCACAUGUGACGAAGGUCUACACUGUACCAGCGACGCCUGUGAAAGCUGCAUCCAGCACACCCUGUGCCCCCCUGGCCUUGGAGUCAAGCAGGUUGCUACAGGGGUUUCUGAUACCAUCUGCCAUCCGUGCCCAGCCGGCUUCUUCUCCAAUGUGUCAUCUGCUUUGGAAAAGUGUCACCCUUGGACGAGGUGUGAGACCAAAGGCCUGGUGGAGCUUCAGGCGGGGACCAACAAGACGGAUGCCGUCUGCGGUUUCCAGGAUCGGAUAAGAGCCCUGGUGGUGAUCCCCAUCACGAUGGUGGUCCUGCUUGCUGUCGUGUUGGUGUCUGCGUAUAUCAGAAAGGUGACCAAGAAGCCAGAGAAUAAGGCUGUGUCGCAGGACCCUGUGGAGGACUUGGAGGUCCUUCCUGUCACCCUCCACCCCAUUGCUCCGGUGCAGGAGACCUUACACGGGUGCCAGCCGGUCACCCAGGAGGACGGCAAAGAGAGCCGCAUCUCAGUGCAGGAGAGAGUAUGA